AUGAACAAAGACCUCGACCAGAAGCACCACACCGCGCGAGAUCAAGACGACGACAAUGAUGACGACUCCCUCUUCGACGCCCUCGAGAAAGAAGACGACUCCGCGUACCGAGCGCACCGCAUCGAACAACUCAACGCCGAGUUCUCCGCCGCCAAAAACAACCGCUCCUCCAACCCGACAACCACCCUCGUCGAGGACGGCCUCCUCCCCACGCUGAGAAACGACCAAGCCGUCCUGGACUUCACCACCCUGGCCCACCGAUGUGUCGUUCACUUCGCCCAUCCCGACUUCGCCCGCUGCGGGGUCAUGGACGAGCACAUCCGCGCGCUGGCAGCGCAACACCACGAUAUACGCUUUGCCCGCGUUGACGUGCGCGACACGCCAUUCGUGGUGGAGAAGCUGAGCAUACGGGUCCUGCCUUGUGUGAUUGGGUUCAAGGAUGGGCUGGGUGUUGAGCGGGUGGUUGGGUUUGAGGGGCUCGGGGCUGGCGGGCGCGAUGGGGCCGAGAAUUUCAGCACAGCGACGCUUGAGAAGCGGUUGCUCUGGAAGGGGGUGUUAAGUCAGGCGAAAUUCAAGACGGGCAAUGACGGCUCCGACAUCUCUGACGGAGAUAGUGGCGACGAAGGAUUCAAUGGAAGACGGCGAGGCGCUGCGCGACGGACUAUCCGCAGCGGGAACAUACGAAACCGCGGAGAGGAUAAUGAUGAUGACUGGGAUUGA
Molecule: messenger RNA, 720 nt
Organism: Aspergillus clavatus NRRL 1
Lineage: Eukaryota; Fungi; Ascomycota; Eurotiomycetes; Eurotiales; Aspergillaceae
Product: thioredoxin domain-containing protein
Exons: 1
Coding region: 1-720 (239 amino acids)
Cellular component (GO): cytoplasm
Source: RefSeq, a predicted model, not a curated record